Messenger RNA from Lodderomyces beijingensis, 1383 nucleotides. Lineage: Eukaryota; Fungi; Ascomycota; Pichiomycetes; Serinales; Debaryomycetaceae. The record is from the annotation of a GenBank genome assembly.
AUGUCUUACAAGCUUAAUGACUACAGUUCGUUCUUUUCGCCCAUGGGGAACGCCAACGAGAUGCAGAAACUGUUUGCGGAGGAGGAGGCUGGACAUGUGCCGGUUAAGGAGCAGGUGCAGCAGCAGGAUGUCACCUAUGAAGCAAAGGAUGCUCCGUAUCACAUGAGAAUGGACCCGACUAGUCUCUGCUUGCUAGGGCAGCCGGUGCUUGAGGUCGGCAGUGGAGGUAUGAGAAACCAAACUAGUGAAACACCCGGGUUCCCUGUUGAUUUGGACUUUUCCCUCGCUCCCUCGUUUCAGCAGUGUGUCACCAAUAGAGCAAAGCUGAUGAAUAUGCCGCUGCCAAUGUGCAGCGGGGAGUCCUCCUACAUCGACCGCAACUUGCCGAGCAACACCGGGUAUAUUGCCGGGACAGACGAGAUUUGCAACGACACGGGAAUGGACUUGGGGUAUAAUCCGCCAGAGCUAGGGUUGCUGGAGUCGGCAGCGGACGAUGCUAGAGGUCAGUCUCAUGACCACGAUGACGCGAAUAAGCCACCCGGGUUUGAGUUUCCCCAGCUCGGCAAUGAAGAGAUUGCGUCGCACUUGUCGUACUCCGCCGCGGCAGCCACAGUGAGGUCUCCGUUAUCUGUCGAGGCCAAUGUUGAGACGUGCCCGCUGAAAACGGAGGACGGGGCGGUGGACCAGCAGGGCAACCAGUUGCAGCAGUCGUCCACUUCCUCCUCACUCAGCUCAUUCACCGCGUCGCUGUUUCAAAGCAUCUACCCGGUCAUCGGAGGCAAAGGCCUGGACUCUAUAAAGAACGGCUUCUCCUCGCCGGCUACACCAAAUAGACUGCAGACGCCCAAUAUAAAACAGGAAACCGGCAGCCCCUUCAAGCCUAGCAAAAAGGAACCAACAAAGCAGAGACCCGCAGUGGUGACCGAGUCGUCCGUGUCGACCCCAUUACUGCAGCCCCAUUCGGGCAGACCGCGGGUUAAAUCCGCGCACAACGUGAUUGAACAAAGGUACAGAAACAAGAUCAACGACAAGUUCAACGCGUUGCAGGAGUCGGUGCCCACGUUGAAAAUCUUGGUGCUCCGGAAGCACCAGGAGAAAAUGCGGUUGAAGCAGCAGCGGAUGCAGUUGAUCGGCGACGACGUGGACGAGUACGACAGCUCCGAGGGGGACGAGAUGGUCCCCUUUGGCGACCAGUACAACAACAUGUCUUUUGAAGACAUUGACUUGGAAGGGUUGGAGCCCGCACGAAAGUUGAACAAGGGCACAAUCUUGGCCAAGUCUAUAGAGUAUAUCAAGUUCUUGGAAGAGAAGAACAGCAGAAUGCAGCAGGACCACGACGAGUUGGUGGUCAGGGCCAAGGAGAUGGGGUUUGAGAUGCAGUGA